Molecule: messenger RNA, 7922 nt
Organism: Colossoma macropomum (tambaqui)
Lineage: Eukaryota; Metazoa; Chordata; Actinopteri; Characiformes; Serrasalmidae
Gene: irs4a
Product: insulin receptor substrate 4a
Exons: 2
Coding region: 268-3510 (1080 amino acids)
Biological process (GO): insulin receptor signaling pathway
Cellular component (GO): cytosol; plasma membrane
Molecular function (GO): phosphatidylinositol 3-kinase binding; insulin receptor binding
Source: RefSeq, a predicted model, not a curated record
GGGUUGUAGUGAUGUGUAGCCACCAUGAGUGAAGGGGAGAAAUAAAGAUUGAUAAUGGCAGCCAGCGAUUACGGCCCGUCUGCUACCAUGCAACGUUCUCGUCGUGCGUUUCGUGCCGCAGACGCGCCGCGGCGACCCCUCAGACGGCGGUGAGGAUUUUACUCGAAGGCGUGAAAUCUUAUCUGGAGCUCCGAGGCUGCAAAACCAAAAAAAAUGGGCCGUGCAUCGGUGUAGCCGAGGUAAAGUGACCUUUAAUCGCAUUGUCCCAUGGAAGAUUUGCCAGAUUUCCAAAAGAACGGCGUUAUGUUGUCGCUGGAGGCGCAGCCGCGUCGUGUUGUCACGAAAACGGCGGCGGCCACGACUAACGGCGACACCUCUACCGGGGAGCCUCCAUCCUCCUCCUCCUCCUCCUCCUCCUUCUCAGUCAACAGCAGCGGCUCCCGCUUGCCCGUACACUUGACGGCCUCUUCUCACCAAGGUCCGCCGCCAAGGAGGCACCAUCCGCCUUACCAUUUCAGAGUCCAUCAUCUUUUCCCCGACGACAACACUCAGGAGCCUCUGGCGAGGAAAAACCUGCCCGCGCUUCAGUAUAAGGUCCAUGACUCUGCCUUUUGCCGUGUGCUUAGCGCUGACACGACCGCUGCUGCUCUCGCUGCCGCCGCCGUUUGCUCGGCCGGCGUGGACAGAGACAUCUGGAAAUGUGGCUAUCUCCGCAAGCAGAAGCACGGCCACAAGAGGUUUUUCGUCUUGAGAGGCCCCAGCAACCUUGGGCCCAGCCGUCUGGAGUAUUACGACAGUGAGAAGAAAUUCAGAAACACACUCAAAGCUGCUGCCUCAACUGCCAGUGUUGCAUGCCCUCCUAAGAGGGUUAUUUACCUAUCCCAGUGUUUUACAGUCAACAAGAGGGCUGACGCUAAGAACAAAUACCUCAUUGCUCUUUAUACUAAAGACGAGUACUUUGCUAUGGUGGCUGACAACGAGCAGGAGCAGGAGGAUUGGUACUUGGCCCUCACUGAGCUGAUGACAGAGGGCAAAAAGGGGCAGCUGGACACUGACGAGCUGGACGACGGCUAUGGGACGAUUUCACCUGGAACCAUUUUCAAGGAGGUGUGGCAGGUGAACGUGAAACCCAAAGGUUUGGGGCAGACCAAGAAUUUAAUGGGGGUGUACCGUCUGUGCCUUUCCGCCAAGACAAUUCACCUGGUGAAGUUGAACUCGGAGACCCCUGCUGUGAACCUGCCAUUAAUGAACAUUCGCCGCUGCGGCCAUUCGGAGAGCUUCUUCUUCAUUGAGGUGGGCCGCUCCUCUUCCAUCGGGCCAGGUGAGAUCUGGGUGCAGGUGGAGGACUCUGUGGUGGCUCAGAACAUGCACGAGACCAUUCUGGACACCAUGAAAGCAUUGAAGGCCUUCCCUGACUUCAGACCGCGAAGCAAAAGCCAGUCAUCCGGGUCCAAUCCUGUCCCCUUCAUCACAACCCGCCGCCACCUUGGCAACCUGCCGCCCAGCCAGACGGGGCUGCAACGCCCCUCCAGAACCGAUUCGGUUACGGGAACUCCUCCCACAGGAAGCAGUAAAGGAGGAAGGGGUCAGCGCUACCGUACAUCCAGUGAAGGGGAAGGCACCUCGAACCGGCCCCUCAGCUCGGGCACAGGUAGCCUGGUGCACCUGAACACCCCCUGUCUGAACAUAGGCCGGGAGGAGAGCGGUGGCUGCUGCGCUCAUGCUUCGCCUGGCUCCGCCCAUCAUACCCGCUCUGCCUCCCUCCCUGUCUCUCACUUCCUGUCUGCCACCAGUCCCAUCAGCGUUUCCAGCAGCAGUGGCCAUGGUUCGGCCUCGGACACGCAUACGCGGCCCUCCAGCUCCUCCAUCUGUGGCUCUCCGAGUGACGGUGGCUUUAACUCCUCUGAUGAGUUCUGCCCCAGCCCUUGUGACUUUAGGUAUUUUCGUGCAAGCAGCAGCACCCCUGAGUCCCACGGCAACACUCCACCCAUUAGGGAGGAGUACCGACUGGUGGACUACAUGGCCAUGGAUUGGCACAAGGACACGCAGGGCGGGGCCAGGACUUUUGAGGAGGAGAGCAGUUACAUGGAAAGGACUUUCCUCAAGCUCACACAUUCCUCCAAGCCAAAGCUUGGCAAUGGUUUAGGUGUUAUGCACCAGAAAGCUACGCAGACCUCAUCUUCAUUAGAUGAAUCGAGCCCUGUGGAGUCAAAACGGCACCCAGUGUGCUUGUGCCUCCUUAAAGCAGGCUAUAAGUCUUACUCUGAGUUACAUCACCCAACCAGGCCUCCCUCGCUCAACUCUGACGGUCAAAAGAAACUGCCUAAAGAUGAUGGCUACAUGCCCAUGAUGUACAACAUUGUCCCCUCUCCUAAUGCAGAUUACACCCCUAUGCAACCCAGAGCAAACCAUCCGGCCACUCUGGACAUUUAUCCCUGCUCUUCGCAACAGGUGGACAGGCAUGGCUAUAUGAUGAUGCUGCCUGCAGACAGCCCUUCACCAGGAAUAACCAGCCCCUCUAGCAGAAACCAGGCGGAGUAUGAUGAUUACAUGGAUAUGACCCAAAUCGCCUCAGCUGAAGGCUACACCCCAGCCUCCCCCGAAGGGCCCAAAUCUCACGGUUCUUACUUCUCCCUUCCACGCUCCUACAAAGCUCCGUCUCGAGAGAAUCGUCAACAGACAGAAUACGUUCCCAUGUCCCCGGCCGAGCCGCCUAGCCCGCCUAGUCCAGGAGAGUACAUUCACAUGGAUUUCAGUGACAGGCCUCCUCAUGCUGCCUCCUCCCCAUCAGCUAUGGACUCCCCCUCCACACCAAGCUCCCAGCCCUGCUAUCAGCUCUGCUGCUCCUCACCGGACCAUGACUACUUAGGUCUGAACAUGGACAGUCUCUUGAAAGACCGCCCUCCUCGCCACUCGCUUGUAGCUCCAUGGAACCCCCCGAACUACGCGCGCCCCUUAGGGUGCGCUUAUGGCCGCACUCAGGCCGACUAUGACCCCGUGAAGGUCCACGCUAGAUGUGCGGAAGCUGGAAGUCCCUCCAGAAUGAUCCAGCACCUCUGUGUGACAGAAAGGCCUCCCAGUCCCCAGAUGGAGCCCAAGGUCAUCAGGGCGGAUCCGCAGGGCCGGAGGAGGCACAGCUCAGAGACCUUCAUCCCUUCGCCUGGUGGCACCGCCAGUGGAUGCAACAUCAGAGCCCCUGCCAACCUCAGUCUCGCAGAAGGCAGCAGGUGGCAGAAUUCUGCCUCGUUUGAUAGCGUGUGGUCUCACACGGAAGAUCAAGGAUCUCCUGACUCUGUUGCCCUUUCUCCAAACUGUGCUACUGGAGGAACGCGCCGGAACGCUUCAUCCAGCUACCUCAACUACAUUGCUCUGGACCUGAGGGAAGUCCCCAGGAUCACCCGCGAUGCCCCCCCUCCGCACCCAGCUCAUGGGACCCUCCAAGAGAGUGAGGCCUAUGCUGGUAUAGACUUCUCCAUGUCAGGAGGACACACCACUGCCUCAAAAGAGUGAGCAAGUCGUAUGCUGGGAGGAAAUCAGGACAUUGGGAAUCCAAUGAACUCUGGAAUGCAGAAGAGGAAGCUGCCUCCUCCUCCUCCUCAUCAGACCUCCAACAACAAAGACUGAAACUGCACAACCUCUUUUGCUCUGUAUCUCCUACAUAACUGCCUCAAACCGGUUCCAUUUUUUUUUCUGUUAAAAAAAAAUCGGUUACUUUGUUUUUUGACAACAGUUAUUGUUUACUUGAGUGGCUGCACUGAAUAUAAGUCAAAAUCAGAACUGUGAAUUCAAACCAGACAUAUAGCACUUAUUAGUUUCCCUUUAUGGUACUCUGUCGUUCUUAUUUACAGUCGUCAUUUUGUUCCUUAACGAAAUCUGCUAGAACUUUGUAAAUAGGAGGAGCUUGUAUAUCAAAUAACAUUUUGUAAAAUGUGCCAACUACUUAGUAGUCCCCUCCACACACACACAUACACUCACGCACAUAUAUAAUAUAUAUAUCUUGUUUAUUUAUAUUGAUUUGUAUUUAUAUGAAGGGUGUAUUUUUUCAGGGAGCAUUUAGUUGCUUGCAGAUCCUGCACAUAAAUUGUAAAGGGGUUUUAAGUUGGCCGCACAGACCACCUCUGUGAACACUGAACAUGUAAUUUUUAGUGUACAGCUUGUACGAUAUUGACAGUUGGGGUUUUCAUUUCCGCUAAGGGCCUGGAUACAUCAACUGGUGAGACAGUUCGGAGGCCCAGUGAGAUCGCACAAGGAUGAAGGCUCACGUUGAGCAAGUUGCUCAAAUUCCCAGUAUUUAAUAAAACAUGCUAGUAAUUAAAUAAUCCCACACUCUUAAAAGUAAACAUCCCUCAAUGGUUCUUGGCCUGGUUUGGGCUAGGAACUCAUGUCUCAUUUACAGAAAUGCAGUGGUUCUUUAAAAGGGCAUGUAUCGAAAUUCAGUACUUUCAUGCUACUGACUGAAUUACUUCAAUACCACCAAGUAUUGAAAUAUUUUAAUGCCCAAGUCUUAUCAGUAUUAGUGAGCCAAUAAGCAUGCUUGUUCCAAAAUCUAGACUGCUGAUUAGCUGUCUAAAUUACAUUCCUUAUGCAUGUUAUUAAUGUCAGUGCUUAUUGAUUAGUUUGUUGUCCGUUAGGGUCAGCACUUCAUGCUCAGUUGAGAUUUAUGCCACACUGACAAAAUCAAAAUUAUAAUGAUGAAGAUGUGAUGACAACAGUAGAUAAUUUACUUAUAUUCUCUGAUGACACGUCCUUCACCAAGUUUUUACUGAGUUCUCUUUGAAUACUCUUCCAGUGCGCUCAUAAUUGUCAGAUUCAUCCACUUGGGUAAGGGGCCCGUAGCACAACCGAUGAUACAAAAUGUUCUUCCACAUGUUGCAUGCAAUUACACAUUUCCACCAGAGAGGUCUCCAAAUCCCCAAAGCGCACAUAGUGUAACUAUUGUUCAGGAAUUGGUAUUAGUAUCGAAAAAUUUUGAAAGAUUCCCAGCCCUAUUAUUUAAAGAACCAUCUGUGUCACCUUUUGAGCACUUUUAUUUCUAAGAGUGUACUGCCACCUCAGAAGCUUGUGUGCAUCACGGUGUGGCAUCACAGUGUGGCAGCAGACCAGAUAAAAAUGUAGAUCAGAACAAGGGAAAUGAUCUGUACAAUGAAUCGUGUAUCGAAUUGGCUGCUUAGAGGCUCCUAAUAGCAGCUUUGACUUGUGUCCAGUGUAUCCAAGCCCUAAGGGGAUUUGCCACGAAAACACUCGCCUGUCUCCCCUCCCAGCGUGUUCCGUGAGUGGAAGUUACGUAACAUUGGACGGUUUAUGCGAUGUGAUAGAAAAAUAUCGCAAAAGCGCGGAACCAGGAUACUUUCUUAAGAUGCAGAUAGCACUUUGUAGGUACUAGAUGAUAACAGUGUUUCCCAUUAACAUGGAUACUACCUCCUGUCCAUAAGAUUGAAAAUAGAUCUAAUAUGGCGCAGUUAGAUUGUCUUCAUUGAAGACUCCCUAAGACAAAUAAAACGUAGUAUUGCUGGAACGGUAGAUCAGUAUAAGUCCCGAAGUGGAGCAUUUGGUUAUAAUGUGGGAGGUUGUUGUAAUGGCUGAGAAAUGUCUGCUGAUGCCUCUGCACUGUUAAAAAUAAAGGUUCUUAAAUGGUUCUUGGCUUGGAUGAACCGUUUUAGGGUAAUUCUUCAGUUGGUGUAGAACCUUUACAUUAAAAGGAGGUUCUUCAAACCCUAAAAAUGGUUGUUUUCUGGCAUCACUUUGAAGAACUUUUAUUUUUUAGAGUAUAACAGCUCUGGCAGAGAAUGGUCAAGGUAUAGAAAGUGUAGUUAGGUUGUCUGUGAGCUUUGGCUGUUCUAGAAAACUUUCUGAAAAGAAGAUAAAAGUGCUACUACGCUCAUCUGCUUUUUGGUCUCUUGGUCUAAUAGGCCAUUUUGGUGCAGUUUCUUUUUGACAUUUCGCCUGUCUUAAGGUGGAAUUCCACCAUUUCUUUUCAGAUUUUCUGCAUAAUUCUGCUAUUGAGAUGUAAACAAUGUAAUUCAGAAUGAUAUGAUGUGAAAUGGUUCAUUGUAGAGAAACAGUGGUGGUGAUAGGAACCAGAGGUCGAAAUGUCUACCUUGCAAAUAUAGCCAUUUUGUGUACUAUCCAGAAUGACUAGUGAACCUACAUGUGUCUUCUGAGUUUUGAUAUGUGAUGUUGAUAAUAGUAAAAUAAUAGUAAAUCUGAAAAAAUACAUUUUCUUUGGAGACUGUUUUUCCUGUUACCACUGCCAGGACUUCUGACAUUUUCAAACUAUGUUUAAAUUAAUUAAACUUUUCAAGACAUCUGGUUCCCAUCACCACCAUUCUGAACAGGUUUCUCUAGAACAAUACAUCAAACCAAAUAACUAAUGAAUUACCCAGAAAUUUUGAAAUAUUGGAGGAAUUCCCCUUUUCAGCGUGCUACCUAGUCAAAAAAGCUGAGCAAAUAAGAUGCAAAACAUUUGUCCAUUCCAUUGGCCAUGCAUAGAAGAAACAGUAAAAGUUCUUAGGUUUCUUUCAAACGCGAGGCGUACUGUUUACAUUUUGAAGUGUUACACAGAGAUGGCGUUUUCUCGUUUUCUUAGCCCACGACUGGACAAAAAGAGAUGUUUACUGAACAAUGAGGUUGCUUUUUUUUUCGCUGUUGGUCACCAAUCUGACACACCACACCACAUAUAGCUGGACACUGCACUGGUACUGUACUAACAAACGUCUAUGCGCUCGUCCAUUCCCAUACAGUACAUACUGUAGCCUACUGUUCUACACAAUGCUCUGUUCUGUACGUUGGUUGGUUAUUUAUUCAUGUAUUUAACACGUUUAUUUCUUGAAUACGGUGAUGUUCACUGUAUGCGGGACAGUUUGUACAGAGCAUCGCUGGUGAUUGCAAUUAUAUUAAUAUAUAACUCGCAGAGAGGGAGAAAUUAAGUGUAAAUAUGACCUUAAGACCAUGUGUUUCUCACAUCUCUUUGUCUUUUUUAUUUAUUUAUUCAUUUAUUUAUUUAUUGUUUAUUUAUUUAAUUGAUUUAUUUUAAAUGACUAAGGGUUAUUAACAAGUCCCUUUCUUGCCUGUACCUGAAAGCUUUAUAUGAAGAGAUGUUGGGUAGAGGUUGUGGUUGAAAGCUGUGUAGUAAGAAGUGUUAGCUUUACAGUAGUAGUCCAGAUGAUGUUGGGACAAAGCUGUAUGUCAGUGAUCUUAUCCAUUCGUUUCGAUGGCGGGACCCUCGUGGCCGCCCCUUCUUUCUUUGACUAGCUUUUGUGUCAUGCUAUUGUGUCAUGAUAUUGCGUUGCUUUAAUGUAUGUAAUAUGUGAAAUGGGAAAAAAAAUAACAGUAGUAUACCGUUUCUUGGAAACUUUUUUCUACACAAUAACUACAGUGACAACCUGAAAACUAAUCAAGCUUGUGUUUUUGUACUUAGGGCUCUCUCGAGGAUCUAGAAUUCGGGGAUAACUCUUAUUGUUUGGAAUUGUGGAAUUGAGUUAUUUGCCUUUUGUUUGGAUUAAGGAAGAGAGAGAGGGGCGGGAGGGGGAAGAAAAAAAAGAGAAAAGAGGAAUCUGAAAUGGGCAGAGCGUGUGUUGACAAUUUGCAGUUUGUUGUUUCUCUUGAGGAUCCCAGUCAAUGCUCACAUCUGCUGCUUAAAAGUUUGCGAUCGGGCUGAACCACGCUGAUAGUGCUGACUGAAUCGGAUCAUUCUGAACACCGUCUUCCUUUGUAAAUAUUGUAAUUUUUGAUAUCCCUUUUCUCUCGUUGACCAUGCUACACAGCACCCACUUUCCUUGAUUUCACAAACGAGGGGUGUCUGGGGGAUUUUUUUGUCAGUUCUACAUUUUUAUAUUUUAUUUUUGGUGUAUAUUUAUCAAAUUGGGUUUUGCUUGUCAUAGAGCUAUUGCAAUAAAAAAGUGCCAAGGUAUUCUUGACUGUGA